Molecule: messenger RNA, 3131 nt
Organism: Bradysia coprophila
Lineage: Eukaryota; Metazoa; Arthropoda; Insecta; Diptera; Sciaridae
Product: protein aubergine-like
Molecular function (GO): RNA binding; protein binding
Source: RefSeq, a predicted model, not a curated record
AACGGAACAACGUUCGACAUCGAUCGGUCGUAUGGUUGUCGCAAGCACGUUUUUGAUUGGAUAUAUUUGUUCACGUGUGUGACGACCAUCAUUUUACUUUUAAUUGUUAUCUAAACAGCAAGCAGGACAGUUCAACUUUCGAGAGAAUAAAAUAAAUUUCAAGACAACAAGAUAACAUGAGAGGACGUGGACGAACUCAAGGAGCACCACCAACACCUGAAACGCAGCCUCGUACUGGUGUUGGUCGAGGUCGUGGAUUGCCGAAUACACCAUUGGCUCCUGCACCGUCCCAAUCGACUCAGCAACCUUCGGAAGCUGUUGGGGAAUCAGCCGAUAGAGGCAGACCAGUGCAACCAGAAUUUCAGCAACAACAGCCGCAGUUUCAGCAACCGCUGCAACCAACUGAAUCACGUGGAUACAGCGGUGGAAACGGUGGAAAUGGUGCCGCAAAGAGGGAUCGUGGAUCUGUUCGAGGACGAACUUUCAUAACGGACAUAAUCAGAACAAAGCCCCAAAACGUUCAGUCGAAAAAAGGCACAUCCGGUCAACCAGUCACUUUACUGACGAACUAUUUUCGCCUGUUGAAGCAGCCCGACUGGCAGCUAUACCAAUACCGUGUGGACUUCAGUCCUCCGGUUGAGUUGCGAGGACUGCGAAAUCGGUUGAUCUUCGAGCAAAAAGCAGUGCUUGGAGGGUAUUUGUUCGACGGAACGUUGUUGUUCCUUUCGGUAAAACUGCCAGAAGAGACGACCCAAUUUAUGUCCAGCGAUCGAGAUGGACAUCUCAUUCAGACGACGGUCAAAUUUACCAAUCGAGUGGACAUGACCACUGCCAUUUCGGUGCAAAUAUUGAAUUUGAUAUUGCGGCGUAGCAUGGAAGCGUUGAAGCUCCAAUUGGUUGGACGAAACUUCUUCGACGCAAUUGCUAAGAUUGAUAUACCUCAGCAUCAGCUGCAACUGUGGCCGGGCUAUCUGACUUCCAUUCGCCAGCACGAAAGUGACAUCAUGCUGUGUGCCGAAAUAACGAACAAAGUGAUGCGUACUGAGACAUUGUACGAUAUCCUGCAGAAUUGCGUCCAGAAUGAGCGAACGAACUACAAGGAUCCGUUUAAAAAUGUUGUUCUUGGUAUGACGGUGCUGACGGCCUAUAAUAAUAAGACUUAUUGCAUUGACGAUGUGGAUUUUGAUAAGUCGCCGAGCGACACAUUUGCGACACGCGAAGGGGAUAUAACCUUUAUGCAGUACUACCGAGACAAGUACCAAUUGACGAUUCGAGAUCCAGGUCAGCCGUUGCUCAUUUCUAAGUUGAAAGAACGUGAUCUUCGCGGUGGACAAACCGAGAACAUUUUAUUGAUACCGGAAUUAUGCCGUGCUACAGGAUUGACGGACAAUAUGCGAAGUGACCACCGACUUAUGUCGGCCGUAGCGAUUUAUACAAGACUAGCGCCGAAAGCACGUGUUGAGAGACUCAAUGCGUUCAAUCAGCGUCUUCAGAAUACCACUGAAAGUGUGAACAACUUUAAGGAGUGGAAUUUCGUUUUGGACAAGGAUAUGGUUCAGGUCAACGGUCGACAGUUGCCAAAUGAGAAAAUUCUUUUUGGAGGCAACAAAAUGGCGGUAACUAACCAAGAAGCGGAUUGGUCCCGUGAAUUCCGAAACAUUUCGAUGUACACCGCUAUGCAUCUGAAAAAAUGGGUGGUAAUUGUGCCACAGCGUAAACGACGCGAAGCCGAAGACUUCAUCGGAAUUUUGCAGAAAGCGGGAGUUGGAAUGCGAUACGAAAUUGCAAAACCAACGAUUAUCGACAUUCCCGACGAUCGUGGCCAGGCCUAUGCCAGCGCGUUAGAUCAAGCGUUCCGGGACUCGCCUCAGCUGAUCAUGUGCAUCGUGCUGAACAACAAUGCGGACAAGUAUGGCCUAAUCAAAAAGAAAUGUUGUGUGGAACGUGUUAUUCCGUCGCAAGUGAUGGUUCUCAAAACGAUCACGCCCAAACAGGGCAAAGAUAUUGGCUCAUUGAUGUCGGUCGGAACGAAAGUUGUUAUUCAAAUUAACAGCAAGCUUGGCGGUGCACCAUGGAUGGUCGAAAUACCAAAAGCUGGUCUAAUGGUCGUCGGCUAUGAUGUGUGCCACGACGCCAAGGAUAAGUCAAAAUCAUAUGGGGCCAUCGUAGCCACAAUGGAUAUGAAAGUGUCGCAGAAUUAUUUCUCGGCCGUGACGGCCCACACAAAUGGCGAGGAAUUGAGUAAUCAACUUCUUUUGAAUAUGGUCAAGGCGUUGAACUGCUUCAAAGGUCAGCACAACGCCUUACCGGAUCGUAUUGUUUUCUAUCGCGAUGGCGUUGGCGAGGGACAAACGAACUACGUGCUGGAACACGAAGUGAAAAACAUGCUCGAAAGACUCAACGAUAUUUACGCGAACGCCGGGGCUCAGUUGAAGUUUCACUUUGUCGUCGUGUCGAAACGUAUCAACACCAGAUUCUUUAGAGGUGCCGUCAAUCCGAAUCCGGGCACAGUUGUUGAUGAUGUCGUUACACUGCCGGAAAGAUAUGACUUCUUUUUGAACUCGCAAUUUGUACGAAAUGGCACCGUCUCUCCGACCAAUUACAACGUUAUCUACGAAACGCCGACAAGUGCUUUGACACCCGAUCAAAUGCAGAGACUUUCAUACAAAAUGACUCAUCUUUACUACAAUUGGUCGGGUACGCUUGCCAUACCCGCUGUUUGUCAAUACGCUCACAAGCUGGCCUUCCUGGUGGGUAAUUUUAUCCAUCAAACACCAUCGCAUCUGCUUGAGAAGCAGUUGUAUUUUCUUUAAAUUGAAAAUUGAUUUUUUUUUUGUUAUUUUUUAUUUUGGAUUUUGCAUUUAUAACGGCCACGACCGAGUCCAUUGAAUUAAUUCAAUUUUAUUGAAUCGGAAGAAAACCUUUCAAACUGAAAAGAAAAGACUCAAAUCCUUUGAAUUAUUAUUUUAUUUUUUAAAAAUUAUUUUUUUCUAACUGCAAAGGAAGAUUGAGACUUUGAAUUAUACAUAAAUACAUUGAAACAGACACUUUACAAGUAAAAAUGUUACAAAAAAAACUGUAAAACUUCACGACAUUUAAUUGAAAUAAAUUUUUUUGUAUCAACGCAAUAA